AUGCAAACACAGAGGGACCCAAAUAGAACUGCAUUGGUCAUCGAGGAAGCCAGCUGGACCUCCACAACGGCAACGGCUCCUACCGUUCUCCUGUACUUUCCUCACCCCACAACAAUCAUGGCCACUGAACAAGAGCUCAGAGACUUGGUCCAGCAGCUCCAACAGCCCCCCGACCUCCAGUCAGGCGACCUAACACCCUACUGUGCCUCCGCUGUCAAAAACCCGGCCAUUUUGCUCGGGAGUGUGAUAAUGAGGCGGUUCAUUCCACAGGCUCGGCCUCAGCAUGUGGCCACUACCUCUGCUCUUCAGGAGGCGGGAAACUUCAACCCUCUGGUGCCGAUACAGCAGCCGUACCCCUCUCCUCAGCAGAAAAGCGUUUGGACACGGGUGCUCGGACAGAGAGGGACCCCAGGCCACAGUCACCUCCACAGGACUGAGAAGAAGGAGGUCUCCCUCAUCACAAAGCCCUGGAGCAGGCUGCAUAAUGGAGAGAGGUGGGGGUGGUGCGCAGGACAGUCCCAAGCGUAUCAAUUUAAGCUGCAGAUAAUGCCCAAAGUCACAGCAGUGACAUCACUUCCUCCUCUCAGUCUUUCUGCUCUAGGGGCCUCACAACUCAUGUGUUUGGAGCGGGAAGCAACCUUUGAGAUCCCCCUCCUCCCUCUUCUCUCUCCUUGCUCUUCUCCUCACCUUCCUCUCCCUCCACUCAUCUCUCUCCCCCCUCCUCCUUCUCCCUUUGCUCCUUCUUCUCCCUCUCCACACUCUCCCCCCUCCAUCUCCCCCUUCCCUCCCCCUACUUCUCCUCCUCCUCACUCCCCUCUCUCCUUCAUCUCCUCUCUCUCCUCCUUCUCCUCCCUCUCCUUCCUCUCCUCUCUCCUCCCUCUCCUUCCUCUCCUCUCGCCCCCCCCUCCCUACCUCUUUCUCCCUUCCCCCCCUCCUCCACACAGUGGGAUCUCACAGGCCCUAAUCCUCUGCAGUGCUCGGGCUUGGGGCUGUGCUUGA
This is a messenger RNA of Knipowitschia caucasica, 999 nucleotides long. The record is from the annotation of a GenBank genome assembly. Lineage: Eukaryota; Metazoa; Chordata; Actinopteri; Gobiiformes; Gobiidae.